Messenger RNA from Bradysia coprophila, 2117 nucleotides. RefSeq lists its product as uncharacterized. The record is from RefSeq and is a predicted model, not a curated record. Gene Ontology annotation, molecular function: DNA-binding transcription activator activity, RNA polymerase II-specific; RNA polymerase II cis-regulatory region sequence-specific DNA binding. Gene Ontology annotation, cellular component: nucleus. NCBI's taxonomy places the organism in Eukaryota, Metazoa, Arthropoda, Insecta, Diptera, Sciaridae. Gene Ontology annotation, biological process: regulation of transcription by RNA polymerase II.
AAAUAAUCGUUCGUCACUUAAAAUUGAGAGUAAAUAAACCACUGCUACUAGCAUCAAUAGUCACUGAAAAAUCGACUGCUCGAGAAACGAUGACUUUCUGAAGUAAAGAGGAAUACUGUAAUUCCAUUCCAACCACACACACGGAUGCAAAAUGCACGUCACAGAUGAAUCGGAACGACCAAUGAAUAUGAAAAUAAAAAUUGAAGCAGAAAAUGACAAUACCAUCCCCAUUGUUUACGUUACUCCAGAGGAAUUGGACGAAACUUCAGAGAGAAAGGUCAGACUCAUCGAUCCACCGAGAACUAUUAUCACAACAGAAGCAGAUUUCAAUUUGAAUGGCUACGUUUUCGAAUCGGAUAUUACAGUUGAAGAAGACGUUAAAUAUCUCAACGUACGCUCAUCGAACUAUGAAUGCAAUAACCAGCAAGUUUCAGCGAUCAAUGAAUUACAACAAUUGGGUGACGACGACGGCAGAUGCCGAAAGAGAGCUUCGGUCAGAUUGAAGAGAUUAUCCAACGUGAUGAUUGACAAAUAUAUCAAAAUGUCGAAGAGUGUACGACAUGCAUCGAAAGGACGAAUAUUUGAAUGCGACAUUUGUGGUCAUAAGACUCCAGCAAAAAGUAACUUAAAAAAUCAUAUGACCACCCAUAUAGCGAAAAAAUUCGGUUGUCCUGAUUGCGCAAAGAAAUUUUCAACCGUAACAUCCAUGAAAAAUCACCAGAGGCUACAUGGUCUGAAAAAUUUCAAAUGUGAACUUUGUUCGAAAACUUUCUGGCAAAAGUGUUCUCUCAAUUAUCACCUGAAAAAGCACAUCGGGGACAAGAAAUUCGAAUGCGAAUUUUGUCCCAUGAAAUUUAUUCUUGCGUAUCAACUGGAGUGCCAUCGCCGAAAGCAUACUGGCUCACGACCAUACACAUGUUCAAAAUGCGGGAAUUCUUUCGGGACAUAUGGCACCUUGCAAGAACACCUGCGGAUACAUAGCGACGAGCGACGGUUUAUUUGUGACUAUGCUAAAUGUUCAAAAUCAUUUAAGAACAGAGGAGGUUUAAUGCGACACCGACGCAGACAUAGAGCCGAUAAAAACACCGUUGCAUGCACAGAGUGCCCGAAGAAAUUUUUCUGCAGAAAUGGCUUACAAAUGCACCAGAGAAUUCACAGGGGAGAGAGGCCGUUUGUCUGUAAAUUUUGUUCAAAAGCUUUUACUGCAAAAACUGUACUCAAGAAUCAUGUACGUAUGCACACGAAAGAGAAACCGUACGCCUGCACCCAAUGUCCUGGCACAUUUUCCCGUUUAUCCACAUUGAUUGAUCAUCGCAGGGUACACAGUGACGACCGGCCUCACGUUUGUGAUGUGUGUCAAAAGGCAUUCAAAUCGAAAACUCUUUUAAGAGCGCACCGACUCACCCACGGUGAAAAGCAAUAUUCAUGCGAUCGCUGUUCCACAAAGUUUCGCGCGAAGAUAUCUUGGGUCAAUCAUCAGCGAACAGGCACCGGUCAAGAACAAUUCAAAUGCAAAUACUGUGACGAAAGAAGCGCAUGGGCUUGCGUUCAUAAGGAACAUAUAAAAACUCAUGCGAAUGAAAAACGUGUCGGCUGUGCCGUUUGUCCAAAGAUGUUUGUGUCGAUUUCGUUGCGGAAUAAACAUAGCAAAACACAUUUGGAUGAGAGUCAGAGACAAUAUGCCUGCAGCUUCUGUUCAAAGAAAUUCAUCACAUCAACAUCGCUAAUUAGACACAAGACUACGCACACCGGUGGAAAGGCGGUAAAGUGUGAACAUUGUUCGAAAACAUUUGUGCAUCAAGACAGUUACCGGAAACAUAUGAGGAAAAUACAUUUCGUUCGCUCAGUGGGUAAGGCGAACAAAUCUCCGCAGACACCCACUGAAUUCGAAUGUUACAUUUGUCGGUUCAAGUGUGCAGCUAAAAUUCGGCGAUUGAGAGCCCAUUUCGAAAAUCAUAAGCAAUGAAGCUAGUAGUUAAGAGAAGUCGCCAAAUUAGAUCCGUCACUUCGCGAUAUAAGGAUUGACUCUGAAGAUUGAAAUUGUCGGAUUCGAUUGGGUGGAUUUAUAACGGAUGUAAACAUCUUAUGCAAUGAAUAAAAUAAUCGGAAAAAUCAGA